Messenger RNA from Toxorhynchites rutilus septentrionalis, 850 nucleotides. Its product is annotated as invertebrate-type lysozyme 3-like. The record is from RefSeq and is a predicted model, not a curated record. Gene Ontology annotation, molecular function: lysozyme activity. Lineage: Eukaryota; Metazoa; Arthropoda; Insecta; Diptera; Culicidae. The transcript is spliced from 4 exons. The coding region runs from base 16 to 666 and encodes 216 amino acids.
UCUCCGGCUCAUUUGAUGCGAUCGCGAGAAUCGCGUAAGUUUCCUGCGCGACCCAAUCACGCUCCACGAUCCAGUCGCGAAGAUCACACCAGACGGAACGGUUGUGCUUGUUUGAUCGAUCGAACUCGGAUCGUGUUUUUCCUACAGUUUAAUAAAUACUUAUCGGUGAAGCGUAAAAUCAACAGGAAAAUGAACGCUAAAGCAUUUGUUUGUUUUGCCGGUGUUUUGGCCCUGAUCGUCGCGGUUAAUUGUGAUGUGUCGCACAUUGUCGAAGAAAACCCGGUGACCGAAGUGUGCCUCCGGUGCAUUUGCGAGGCCUCCAGCGGAUGCGAUCCAACUGUGCGUUGUACGGGCGAUGCCUGCGGAAUGUUCCGCAUCACGUGGGCAUACUGGGCCGAUGCUGGCAAACCGGUUCUGCAGGGUGAUGCUCCUGACUCGCAGAGUGCCUACGCCAAUUGCGCGAAUGACGCCUUGUGCGCUGCUCGAACUGUGCAAGGUUAUAUGAGGAAGUUUGGCCAGGACUGCAACGGAGAUGGGAUCAUCGAUUGUCUGGAUCACGCUGCUGUUCACAAGCUCGGAGGAUACGGCUGCAAAAGCCCGGUACCGGUUGCUUACCAGAGCAAACUCGAUCAGUGCAUCCAUUACGCAGCCGGUACGCAAAUCUAGGCGUUCGCCCUUCGUCUGCCUCAAAUCAACAACAUACGAUCGAUAGUUGAACGAGAAGUAAACGAGCGCAGCAUCACAAUAUAUCUUCAAUCAAAUCUUUAUCUUCAGGCCUCUUUUAUUGACCGACAAUCGUAAACAUGCCAUUAAUUUAUUUCUAUUUAAUAAAUAGUGAAUAAACAUUCCA